AGUCCUGAGCAGUGGCUCUAGUCCUGAGUCAUGGCUCUAGUCCUGAGUCUGCUAGACCUCUCGUCUUGUGUAGUGGCUCUAGUCCUGUGACUCUAGUCCUGAGCCGUGGCAGGUUGUUGUAUUCACAUUUUAGGGGGUGAAAUGGGUCGGCUGAGAUCAGGGAUGGUGUUCAUAAAGCCGGGUGAUAUUUGGCGAAUGUGCCAAUUUCCUGGCUAUGGGUGUUGUUUUGAAUUGAGGGUAACGGGGUUACAUUAUUAAUUGCAAUUGGCGCCCCCCAAUGGCUUGUUCUAACUGUGUGUGAAGCUUUCCAACAAUGACAUUUCAAAAUGAUCCACUCUGUGUGCGUGUAAGGUAAGCUGACCCCGUCACUCACUCUCUAUUAAUACAGGAUUAUUUUCAUGCUCCAUCCCAGACACUACCCUACACAAGCACAUAUAUGCACACACUGACACACACUCACACACACCCACCCACCCACUCCUUGGACAACACGUACAGCUACUGUCUGCCCCGGACCGUCAGAGGUAGCACGGCAGUCAGGUAGCUGCGUGUUCUCCGUAAGUUUGUUUGACUGCCCCAAUGGAGGCCUGUUGUUUCUCCUGUUGCUGAACAAGGACUUAAGACAGAACCAGACGAGGAAUUCUCUACCACAAAGGAUUACCCCACAGAUAACCUUCUACAACUUUAAUGAGAUGUUCCCCUGGUCCGCUGUGUUCUCCCUGGAGCCCAAAGUCCCGGGGCGCCGCUCCUCGGAGGAGCUGGUGACCAACACCCUGAUGCUGGAGCUGGGCGCCAUCGUGAAGAGGACCGAGCGCAUCCGCCUGGAGAGAGUGUCCGAGGGCCGCCGGCGCCGCUCCUCCGCCUCCUCCGCGGCCAACUACAGCUGGCUGGCCACGGCCCCCGCCCCGGCGCCAUACGAGCUCACCCCUGGGGACCUGCUGGAGCUGCAGGAGCUGUGCUCCAAGGUCCUCCCGUCGCAGUGCGGUCCUCUGAUCGUCAGGUUCCGGCGGCUGGUGUCCCAGAUGGAGCCGGAGGUGCAGGAAGUGGCCCGCCUGUUUCGCACCGUCCUCCGCGACUGCGUGGAGGAGCAGGCCGGCGAGGACACAUCUGACGCCCAUGCCCCCAUCUUCGAGAAGCAGCACCGCAGCAAGAGCCUCUCCUUCGUUCACUUCCGUUCGCGGUUCCGCACAGGUCCCCUGUUCCGGGGCGGCGCGAUGGGAGGGUCCCGGGGGAACCUUGAGCAGUCCAUGGAGUGGUCGGACGAGGAGGAGGAGCCGAUGGAGGAGGACAUUGGGAGGGUGGAGGACGCCAGGCUGAGGGCCCGGGCGGCCAGGAAGAGCCGGAGCCGGAGCAUGCCAGAGAUCAGUCCCGUCGAGCAGGGCGUGCAUGGGUGAGCGGUGCAGUGGUCAGGAGAUUAGACAAACGGACGGGUGGUUGUGAGAGAGAGCCGGUGCAGAAUGAAAGGUAUUGGCCAUAAUAUGGUGGCCCCCUUCAUAGUCAAGGGUGGAGGAGAUAUUGGAAGAGAAGCGGAAAUAUGUACAUAAUAUAGAUGCUAGCUUUUAGGACAUACUUAAUACUUCAUUAAAGGGUGUAAAGUAGCCUGGAGAAAAAUAUACAGAAUACGAGACCUCAUUAAAGAGAUAUUAACGGCCAACUGGUGUCCAUCCUCAAUACAUCAGAAGCUGUUUUGCUCCUUAGAUUUUGUCGAUAGUUUUUGCACAUUUACCUCAUAAUUCACCAUGCACUGAGUACAGUUUGGAAUGCACUUUUUCAGUCUAGUUCCUCAUUAGUAAAGUCAUUCAGAAUGGGUACAGCACAUAGCAAGGGAAUGUUCUUCUCCCUACUCAUUUGCACCUUCAGCACCCAAUUACUUAGCAGGUUUUGUUUCUUUCAACCCAAUUAACCACAAGCACCGAUGUAAAUACCAGUGAGAUGUAGGCCAGCAGAUGUCUAGAAAGAUUGUAUAUUUUCCUAUGAUUGUGAAACAUUCAACGUAUUAAGUGAUUAAAGCCAUGCUUUUUCAAAUCCA
Molecule: messenger RNA, 2029 nt
Organism: Gadus macrocephalus (Pacific cod)
Lineage: Eukaryota; Metazoa; Chordata; Actinopteri; Gadiformes; Gadidae
Product: RD3 domain-containing protein
Exons: 3
Coding region: 693-1394 (233 amino acids)
Source: RefSeq, a predicted model, not a curated record